AUGCCUCAGCGAAACACACAGAAUAAAACUGAUUUCAGUUCAGAGUGCAAAAGUGGCCGGCUUGAUGGAGUGAAGUUUAUCUGUCACAAUGUAUCCAACGCACCGAAAAUUGUUGAUGAGGCCACAGCAGAUACGGCUAUCUUUCUGAUCCUUGCUGCUCUCUGUGGGUUCGACAAUGGGAUCAUGGCAAUUCGCAAUGGCGCCUGGCCCGGAGCUAUUUCACCGCCACCACUAGGAUACAAUUCCCAAGUUAAGAUACUGGGAUCCUCGGCCUUGGUGGAAUAA
Molecule: messenger RNA, 285 nt
Organism: Penicillium argentinense
Lineage: Eukaryota; Fungi; Ascomycota; Eurotiomycetes; Eurotiales; Aspergillaceae
Exons: 3
Coding region: 1-285 (94 amino acids)
Source: RefSeq, a predicted model, not a curated record